Molecule: messenger RNA, 1456 nt
Organism: Dermacentor albipictus
Lineage: Eukaryota; Metazoa; Arthropoda; Arachnida; Ixodida; Ixodidae
Source: RefSeq, a predicted model, not a curated record
AUGCCCUCGGAAUCGGAAAAAGGAGAUGAUGUAAGACAUUUGGGGCCACUGGACUCGUGGAGUGCAUUUCCAUUUGAGAGCCACAUGGGCACCAUCAAGAAGCUUCUGAGAAAGCCGCAGCACCCACUGGAGCAACUGUCAAACAGAAUUGCUGAAACAAAGAAGCUUCAGUGCAGAAAAAAAAUGACUGUAAGCAGUUCCCCUCUGCUCACUGUACAACAUCAAGAUGGGCCUCUUGUGCCUCUUUGCCAAGGGCCACAGUUCAAAAAAGUGACGUUUCCGGAAGGAAUUGUCUUAGACACUAGUAGGAGGAAUAACUGCUGCAAGCUCCUUGAUGGAAGUGUAGUUGUGGUGGAGAACUUUGCCCAUAAUGCACAAGGAACAUAUGAUGCAGUGCGACAAAAGCUCAAGCAAGCUGAAGAUGGGUCAGACUUGGGGAGUGAAGUGGACCUGGGACGGGGAAAAAGCAAAAAGCAACGAAGAGCCCUUAGCUCAAGUCCGGAAAGUGUGCAGCGACUACCACUUCCACCGCCCUCUAUGAUGAAAAAAGCACAGAAGAGGGAUGGGAGACGUAUUCACAAGCAGUCAUCACAUGCAUCAACAUCUAGGGCUAAUGAUCCCAAUGUUUGCAGUGAUCAAGGCGCAGUGCAAUGUGCACAAAUGUGUGCUAGCGAGACUUCAGAAUCUGAGGGUGAGGCUGAGUCUGGAGGUGAACAAGAUGCAAUGCAAGAAUCAUCAGGCAUUAAAAGAUCGUUCACAGCUCACUCUUUGAUGAAAAGAGCAAGCCAAAUGGGAAAUACACAGUGCAACAAUGAGAAGUGGCAUUCAAGUCAGUCUGUUGCACCUAUUUCAGAUGAUGGCAUUAAGCAGGUCAUCAGGCUUCUACAAACGGUAAUCUUGAGAGUCGAGCACCUGGGAAGCCAACUAGACGUAAUAAAAGCAAAGCUUUGUGACCAACAACUGCAGCCUGAAGCAGAUUUGUUAGAAAAACCAUUUUGUGACAUCACGGAGUUCGAACUGUUUGAUCAAGGCCUCUCAGAAAGUGAUGCAAUGAAGUCAAAGUUGGUACGGGAACUCGCUGCCUUAGGAGGAAGAAAUGUUAGUUUGUCUACGCGUCUCAUUCUUGAAGCCCUGAUGACCCAGGAAGUGGCUGUUCAAUAUAGUUGGCUCGGACAAAAAGGAAAGAAGUUCGUGUCGUUGACAACCUGCGACUUGAUAUAUAAAAGUGUUAAGUGCACAUUUGAAACUGUAAAAAGAAGUGAAGUUGAGGACGUUGUAAAAACGUGGCUCAGACACGCUGGGGAGAAGCUUAGAAAGAAUAACAAACAGUCUGAAAAAGUCACAGAGCUGCUGGAGUGACAACGCAGGCCUCACUGAAGUGCAGCAUGUUUCUACCACAGCACGGAGGACUUUUUUUCCACAUUUUGCUGUUUUAAUGAUAAUUUCGUCAUUAUAA